Medicago truncatula (barrel medic) is the source of this 1158-nucleotide messenger RNA. Its product is annotated as pentatricopeptide repeat-containing protein At4g02750. The record is from RefSeq and is a predicted model, not a curated record. Gene Ontology annotation, biological process: RNA modification. Gene Ontology annotation, molecular function: protein binding; RNA binding. Bases 1 to 1158 code for a protein of 385 amino acids. Lineage: Eukaryota; Viridiplantae; Streptophyta; Magnoliopsida; Fabales; Fabaceae. The transcript is spliced from 3 exons.
AUGUAUUCUAAAUUUGGUGAUAUGGGUUUGGCUAGAUUGGUUUUUGAUAAAAUAGGUGAUAAGGAUUUACUGGUUUGGAAUUGUUUGGUUGAUGGGUAUGUCAGAAAUGGUGAGGUUGAGUUUGCGUUGAAGGUGUCUGAUGAAAUGCCCAAGAGGGAUAAGUUUACUUGGACGUGUUUGGUUGAUGGGUUGUGUAAAUGUGGUAAAGUUGAGGUUGCGAGAGAGAUAUUUGAUCGCAUGGAUGAUGGUGAUAAGAGUUUGGUUACGUGGAAUGUAAUGAUUCAUGGGUAUAUGAAGUCGGGGAAAAUUGAAUUGGCGGCUGAAUUGUUUGAGACGAUGCCAAAGAGGAGUUUGAUAAGCUGGAAUUCGAUGAUAGAUGGAUAUCAAGGCAAUGGGUGUUUUUAUGAAGCUAUGAAAUUGUUUGAAGCGUUGUUGAACGAGGGGUUUGUGCCGAUUAAUGCAACGUUGUCAAGUGCUCUUUCUGCUGUUUCAGGUUUGGCUGUUCUUGGUAAUGGGAGAUGGAUUCAUUUGUUUGUGGUUAAGAAUGGAUUUGAGGUGGCUGGUGUACUUGAGAGUGCUUUGGCUGUCUUCAAAGGAAUAGCCAAGAAGAAAUUGGCACAUUGGACGGCUAUAAUUGUGGGGUUAGGAAUGCAUGGUUUGGCUGAUCAAGCUCUUGAGCUUAUUACAGAAAUGCGCAGAAUUGGAAUGAAACCGCAUGCUAUAACUUUUAUAGGUGUGUUGAAUGCUUGUAGUCAUGCAGGCUUGGCGAAAAAUAUCAUUGAGAGCAUGCCAGUGACUGUGAAACCCAACAAAGUCAUUUGGAUGAGUUUGCUUGGUGGUGCUAGGAACCAUGGAAACCUGGAAAUUGGUGAAUAUGCAGCCCGUAAUUUGAUUGAAAAGGAUUCAGAUGCUCGUACUGGGUGCUAUACUGUACUUUCUAACAUGUAUGCUGCAGCUGGGAAGUGGGAUAAAGUUUCACAUGUAAGAGAAAUGAUGAAAAACAGAGGAGUGGUUAAGGAUGCUGGAUGCAGCAUCAUUGAGUACAAGGGUCAACUUCAUCGGUUUAUAGUGGGCGAUAAAUCACAUCCUCAAACCCAGGAUAUAUAUGCAAAGUUGAGGGAAAUAAGGGAGAAACUGAAACUGGAGGGACAUGUCUGA